Molecule: messenger RNA, 768 nt
Organism: Cyphellophora attinorum
Lineage: Eukaryota; Fungi; Ascomycota; Eurotiomycetes; Chaetothyriales; Cyphellophoraceae
Product: Microtubule integrity protein mal3
Exons: 5
Coding region: 1-768 (255 amino acids)
Biological process (GO): regulation of microtubule polymerization or depolymerization; spindle assembly; protein localization to microtubule plus-end
Cellular component (GO): spindle midzone; microtubule plus-end; microtubule organizing center
Molecular function (GO): microtubule plus-end binding
Source: RefSeq, a predicted model, not a curated record
AUGGGGGAAUCAAGGCAAGAGCUUCUGCAUUGGCUCAAUAGCUUACUGCAACUCAAUGUCACACGGAUCGAGCAGUGCGGCACGGGUGCUGCGCUUUGUCAAAUCUUCGACUCAAUCUACAUGGACAUCCCAAUGGCUCGAGUAAAGUUCAACGUCAAUACCGAGUACGCGUACAUACAAAACUUCAAGAUUCUACAAAACGCAUUCACAAGACACGGCAUAGAGCGAACCGUGCCCAUAGAGUCUCUCGUCAAGUGCAAGAUGCAGGAUAAUCUGGAGUUCAUGCAAUGGACGAAACGGUACUGGGAUCAAUACUUUCCUGGCCACGACUACGAUGCCGUCGGUCGACGCAAAGGCUCCGGUCCAACCUCCGCCGCAAUGCCGGCUGCCGCGCCUCGAACAUCAGCGGUUCGUGCUGCGCCGAAGCCUUCUGCCAAUUCGUCUACCACACGAGCCGCCGGUCGUGUAGGCUCAGCAACAGGGGGUGCUGCAGUCGGAGCAAGCUCUGCGGCAUUAGCUAUGCGACAAGAGAACGAGAACAUGAAGGAGGCCAUUGCUGGGCUGGAGAAGGAGCGAGACUUCUACUUUAGCAAGUUGAGAGACAUCGAGUUGUUGCUGCAGACCGCAAUUGAGCAGGAUCCGGAGAUCGAGAAGGAGGAAGGUGGGCUGGUCCAAAACAUCCAGGCGAUUUUGUACAGCACCGAGGAGGGCUUUGAAAUUCCAGAUGCUGAAGAGGGCGCGAAUGGGGACGAGCCUGACACGUUUUGA